GUCAGUAAUUAUUAGUGAUAAGGUGAAACACGGUAAACAGGUUGUGUGACCACAUGCAAGCUCAUCAGUCUGGAAAGGACUAGUUAAAAUAUUUAUUGAAAAACUUUGAAAUGGAAUAAUAAAAAAGGACGUUUACUAAAGGCCAAAAAUUUGGCAAUUUGCAGCUGAAACAAGGCGACUGCGUUCAGUGAUUGUGAAGGAGAGAUCUGUGCAGUUUGGGGACAUGACAGAAAGCAGCAGGAACUUGAAAGGGAUACUUAUUCUCUUCCAUUUCCAUAGCUUGGUAGCUGCUGACGGGGUACAACUGAGGUGCUUUGGCAACAGACAAAACUGCACAAAUCUUGAAAUUCCAAAGAACAAUCUUGAGAACACCUCUGACAGUGUCCUCCUGCUGCUACCCAUCAAUGACCUUCCACUCAUGCCUGGUGUAUUGAAACGGAUGAAGAGGGAGUGGGUCAUUCCCCCCAUUAGCAUUCCAGAAAAUGACAGGGGUCCAUACCCCAAAUAUGUGGUGAAGCUCAAAUCCAGCAAUAACAACAAGGUGGCAGUAACCUACAAGAUCAGCGGACCAGGAGCAGAUCGGCCCCCUGAAAGGAUUUUUAAUGUUAAUGAGCAAUCUGGUGUGAUAUAUUUGAAAGAGCCACUGGACAGAGAGAAACGAGCCAAAUACACUCUGUUGGCCAAUGCACUCUGCGAGGGAGUCAAGAUAGAGGAGCCCAUGGAGCUUGUUAUCAACGUCAUUGACCAGAAUGACAACUUUCCAGAGUUCACUGAGAAUCUUUUUAAUGGAAGGGUGAAUGAAAGUGCAGAUGUUGGUGAGCCUAUUAUAAAGGUAACAGCGGAGGAUAAGGAUGAGCCAGAAACAGACAAUGCCAUUCUACGUUAUAAGAUAAGAUCUCAGGUUCCUGAAAUGCCAUUGAAGGACAUGUUUGCCAUAAACCCAGUGAGUGGAUGGAUCAGUCUGAGGGCAGGAGAACUGGACAGAGAGUCUUACCCAGAGUACAAGCUGAUUGUAGAGGCUGCAGAUAUGGAGGGCAAAGGGCUAACUGCCACCUGCACAGUUAUCAUCAUCAUUAAUGAUAGCAAUGAUCAUGCUCCACAAUUCACCGUGACAUUCAUGUCCACAGAGGUCUCUGAGAAUGAGGUUGGAGUGGAGGUUGCAAGUCUUCUAGUCACUGACAUGGAUCAGUUAGGAUCUCCAAAUAGCAACACCAAAUACUCAAUAAUUAAAGGCAAUGAAGGUGGAGCUUUCAACAUCACUACUGGGCAAAAUAAAAUGGAGGGAAUUAUUAGAACUGCCAAGGAGCUGGAUUUUGAGAGCAUUCCUGUCUUUAUUCUACUUGUGGUGGCAACAAAUGAGGCGCCUUUUUCUGGACCCGUGUCCACUUCAACAGCCACAGUCACCGUUACAGUUGUGGACAAGAAUGAGACCCCUGUUUUCAGUUCACCUGAGGUGCACGUGAGCAUCUCAGAGAAUGUGAAAAUAGGAACUACUUUAGCCAAACUCACAGCAAAGGAUCCAGACUCAGCCAGGAAACAGAGAAUUAGUUAUGAAAUAUACAAGGAUCCUGGCAGGUGGCUUAGAAUUGAUAACACAGGAUCAGUCACAGUUAAAAACAUUAUGGACAGAGAAUCCCAGCAUGUGAGAGACAACAAAUACAAAGUUCUAAUUCUGGCUUACGAUGUUGAUGCAAUUCCAGCUACAGGCACCAGUACUCUGGUUGUAAGUUUGUUAGAUGUGAAUGAUAAUCUUCCUGUGAUCAUCCAGAGAAAGGUCAGUCUGUGCAACAUUGACCCUUUGCCUGCCCGCCUGGAUAUAAUGGAUCUAGAUGGACCUGGUCAUGCUGGUCCUUUUACUGUGGAGCUUCCAAAGAGACACAAAAUGAACUGGACUAUUAGCAUCAGCUCCACAACUGACGUGGUGGCCCUGGCCCCCAAAAGACACUUAUCACUUGGAGACUAUACAGUGGUGAUGCACAUUUAUGAUGUUGGCAAGCUGUCCCAGGACAGCACCAUUAAUGUUGAGUUGUGCCAAUGUAAAGGAGCAGUUGACACCUGCUUCAUCUCAACAUCUGACAGAUAUCUGGACAUUCCUUCUCAUACAAAUCCAGUUCUUGGAGCAGUUUUUGGUGUUUUAUUGAUCCUCCUCCUCCUGCUGUUGCUGAGAAGGAGGAAUAGGGCGGCGAAGGAUGUCCCUCUUCUUGAAAAUUUACCAAGAGACAACAUAAUCUACUACAAUGAGGAGGGAGGAGGUGAAGAGGACCAGAACUACGACUUGAGCCAGCUCCACAGAGAGUGUGAUAACCAUCCUGACGUUAUCAGCACCGUUGUGUUUCCUACAGUCCAGAGCUGCCCAGGGUAUCACUUUCAAAUCCAGGUCAAUGAGGAGAUUGGAAGAUUCAUUGAGGAUAACUUGCAAGCUACGAACACUGACCCUACAGCUCCUCCUUUUGACUCUCUCCUGGUGUUUGAUUAUGCUGGUGGAGGCUCGGAGGUGAAUUCCCUCAGCUCCAUUAACUCCACAGACUCAGAUGAGGAUCAGGACUUUCAGAGCUUGGGUCACUGGGGACCAAAGUUCAGCAGACUGGCAGAUCUGUGCAAGGACAGCAGUGAGGAUGAUGAUGAUGAUGAUGAUGAUAAUGAUGAUGAUGAUGACAGCAAAACACUGCCAGGAAAAACAGAAUGGGUCUGAUGUGACUCCGUGUAUUUAUGGAUACCCUAAAUUGGUAACCAUCUGCCCAAGAUCCCCACAGUGCUUUGUGACCUCUUUCUGCAGCCAUGUGUGUUUUCUUUUCUUUUUUUUUAUUCUUCAUGGUCUGAGCAUUAAUAACUACUAGAUAUCUUGCUUUUUAAUGUGCUGUCUUAAUACUGGAAUAUUUUAAACAAUAUAUAACAAUAAAAUAGAAAUUUUAUCCCCAUGAAUUUGUUGAGGUUUCAGUUUUGUGGUCUGUUGAAAUAAUGAUGGUCCACAACUCCAUGGUGAGGGUUGAGUACCAAUAAACAGUUAAAACUGCUUUCAUUACAUUUGCAACUGAGAUGUAUUUGUUGUGAAUAUAUAAUUCUCUGGUCAAAUAUCUUUACAACAAAUUACUGGUUUUAUUUUCUUAUUGUUUUUGGGAAAAGACUGAAGAGUGUAUUGAAAGUUUUUGAGGCAACUUAGAUUGUUUUCAUCUGUAAAGUGCUUUCUCUUACUAUGCAGAUGAUAUUUGAUAUGAUACCUGUCAGAGCCAUACAUUAGGUAGGAUAAAACAAAUAAGAGUUGAUAGUAUUAUUAAAUUGAACUUGACACUCAAAUGAAAGGAGUUCUCUGAUACUUCAAUAACUCCUCCUUACAUGGUGGCAGGCGUUUUACUUGUGACAAAUGAUCUCCUGGAAUUUCUUUCUCAAGAGUGAACUUUAACCAUUUAUUAUCUUCCAACUCAAGUGAACUUUGACCUUGUGAACCUACAGUGCUCUUCUACACUGAGGAGUCGUAGCAGCUAAGUAAAAAUAUGUUGAAUGUUUAUACCUUAUUUUACUUACUUGAGGGUCGAUAUGAAGGCUUGUGAAUUAGUUUGUUAAAGAUUUAUGACAUCUUGGGAAGGUAAGCAUUCCUAUACUGAAAUAAAUGGUUAAAUCUGAAUUUAGGAAGUGCCUGAUUUGACUGAAAGGACGUCACUCGAUGUGGGCGCCAUUCAAAAAUCAUUCUUUCUUUGACAUAAUUUUUUUUUUAUUUUCACAACAGAUGACACAGAACAUGUUUCAGGAGGGAUUGUACCAUGUGUUUUUUAAGGAAACGCCUACAACCCGCCCCCCGACCCAAGUUUCCAAUGACAGGGAACUUGAUAAUGCCAGGAUUCAUCGCUGGUUUGGGACUGUUGUUAAUACAAGACUUUUAGUGACUGGGGUAAGGCACAGCUUUCGUUUUCUCAACCAAACUGACUAAAGCUUUUAAUCCUUGUUUUCCUCUGUUUCCCUUCAGGUGGUUCAAGUCCUUAGUGCCUUUGCCAGCAUGCUCACAACAGUCAGUCAUGCAUGCGUGAGGUUUAACUGCUCUGUGUCCAUGAUAACUCCGGUUUGGUCAAACUUACUUUAUGUGGCUGCUGGGUGUCUGGCAAUGGAGGUUCAAAGG
This is a messenger RNA of Melanotaenia boesemani (Boeseman's rainbowfish), 4111 nucleotides long. RefSeq names its product B-cadherin-like. Bases 224 to 2692 code for a protein of 822 amino acids. The transcript has 16 exons. Gene Ontology annotation, molecular function: calcium ion binding; cadherin binding. Gene Ontology annotation, biological process: cell morphogenesis; calcium-dependent cell-cell adhesion; multicellular organism development. The record is from RefSeq and is a predicted model, not a curated record. Lineage: Eukaryota; Metazoa; Chordata; Actinopteri; Atheriniformes; Melanotaeniidae. Gene Ontology annotation, cellular component: adherens junction; cytoplasm; catenin complex.